UCUUUCGUGAUUUAUACAGUGUUGUUAUAUUCAGCGUGGUGUGCCUUGAAGGCACAAGUUUUAGCAUAGGGACCUGUGUAUCGAUCAAUUUAUAAUUAAAAUAUAAAGAAAUUAGCUUGAAAAAGAUGAUUUCUGCCAAAGACACUUGCCCCGAACCACAGCCCGUUUUUGCAGCUGUUGCCAUAUUCUUCGUUGCUAUUGGUCUAGUGGGAAACGCGAUUGUAAUAUUGCUUAUCCUCGUCCUUAAAGAAUGCAGCAAGUCGAUUACCAAUUGGUACAUUCUGCAACUUGCAAUUGCCGACACUUUGUUUCUGCUGAUGCUGCCCUUUACCGCCUCUAGCGAGCUAAGCGGAGAAUGGUCCUAUGGGAUUGUCAUGUGCAAAAUAAAGGAAGCAAUUCUUUUCAUAAACUACUAUGCCAGCAUAUACUUCUUGGUGAUCAUGAGUUUUGACCGAUAUCUCGCUGUUACAAAAGCAUUUUCGUCUUCUGACUUGGUAGUGGCUCUUCGAGGACCUCGCGCGGCUGGAAUUAUCACCGCAAUCGGCUGGGUUAUCAGCGUGGGGAUUUCGUCCCCUCUUUUUAUUUAUAGCACCGUGGGCAAAUGUAAUGUCUGUGCUUAUAAAUUCCCGCUGACAAAGGUUGAAAAUUCUACUAUGAUGUACGGAGACUUGUACGCACAAAUGGGCGAUGCUGGAGACCCAAUGACAUUUCUUGGGGCUGCGGCAAACGGGUCAGCUGUUGUACCUGACCCAAUCAAUGAGACUUCUAUUUUUGAAGACGAAGAUUUUAACCAUCAAUAUUUUGUGGACCUUGCGGAACAGUACGGUUACAACAACUACCCAGCAGUGGUUAAUCCAGCUGCAUCGACUGGCGUUAACUUGAAUCACUCGACAGAAGAAUUUCAAGACUUUGAAAAUUUUGAUGAAAACAUAAUACCCAACACUUUGAUUAAAAAUAUGGACCAUACUUGCAAGCAUUCUCCAAAUCAAUACUACUUUACGUGGCUUAAAGUGAACGUAAGUUUGUUUUUCUGCUUCCCCUUGCUAGCUAUGUGUUGCUUUUACGGCCUCAUCAUAAGAGCAAUUGUGACGACACAGGCAGGUGCAGGCAGAAACGAAGUUCAGAAAUAUAGAAAUCGUGUGACCGUUAUUGUGCUGGCUUUAAUCUGUCUGUUUUUGGUGAGCUGGCUCCCAUGGUAUACAGUACAGCUUGCUCUAAUGAACGGCAUUUCACUUUCAAACUCGGAAUGCAAAAGACUCACGUAUGCUGUACGGCUGAUAGCUUACCUGAACAGCACUUUAAAUCCAUACUUUUACGGAACCCUUGGCGGACGUUUUGCAGAGCGGUUAAGAAAAGCUAGGAGCAAACUUGGUUUUGUCUACACCUUAUCAAUUACAAGUGAUACGAGGCGACGAGCACGAAGCUGGAAUAAUAGUGCGCGUAUGGCUAACGGCUUGAAAGACCAAGAUGCGCCAAGCGGUCGUCUUCAUAUUGUGGAGAACGGAAAACUUAGCAUGGGGCAGAGGACAGAACGAACUGCAGUCUGAACUACGGUGACGUAGGACAAUGCAAAACAUUGCUGUAACUCGCAGUAAUCUUAAAAUUCAAACGCGCAAAUUUCGCAUUUUUAAAAGUCAGAUCGUUUUGCCUUCGCUUCGAAUUGUACCUGCCUGUUUUACAUUCAUGACGAUUACUUGAUUAUACCUUUGUGUAAAUGUCUUCAAUAAAAGCAGCUGCAACGUC
This is a messenger RNA of Ciona intestinalis (vase tunicate), 1743 nucleotides long. The record is from RefSeq and is a predicted model, not a curated record. Lineage: Eukaryota; Metazoa; Chordata; Ascidiacea; Phlebobranchia; Cionidae.